ACAGCUUAGUUUAUUCGCAGCUUAGCUGCACGCUCACCGGUGCAUUUGCUUCACCUGCUGCUUCAGGAAGUAAAGCUAUCACUUUUGCGUUGUUACAGCCUGUCUAAAUUCCCCAAUAACACGGAUUGGAGCCGCGAACUGUUACACCAGGUUCCUGUAACUUUUUUUUUUUUUUUUUUUUUUUCCCUUGGCUAGAAUAACAAAGUAGGUAUUUUUGAAUAAGAAGGAUUCUACGGGGCCAGAAUGUCUCGCGAUCCGGAGGAUGUGAAUAAACUCACCGAAAGUACCUAUAAGAAUGUUAUGGAACAGUUCAAUCCAGGUUUACGGAACCUUGUAAACCUGGGUAAAAACUAUGAAAAAUCUGUUGUAGCAAUGACUCUGGCAGGAAAAACAUACUAUGAUGCUCUUUCCAAAAUUGGAGAGAUGGCUACUGUGUCACCAGUUUCCAGAGAAUUGGGGGUAGUUCUCACGGAAAUCUCUGACGUACAGAAGAAACUGAACAUGGAGCUAGAAGAAACCGCCACCCUCAAGAAAUAUCAGACAGAGCACAGAAGCAAGUUAGACUCAUUAGAAAGAUCUCAAGCCGAUCUCAAAAAACUCAGACGGAAAAGUCAAGGAAAGAAUGCAACAAAGUAUGAAAUGAAAGAAAAUGAAUAUCUGGAGACAGUGAGCUCCCGCCAGACCGACAUGCAGAAGUUCAUCGCCGAUGGGUGCCGGGAGGCCUUGCUGGAGGAGAAGAGGCGUUUCUGUUUCCUUGUUGACAAACACUGCACAUUUUCUUAUCAUCUUUGCGGCUACCAUGAUAAGGCUAAAGAACUGCUUAAUGUAAAUCUGCCCAGCUGGCAGGAUAAGUGCAGUGAUGCCACCAAGGUGCCAAAUACCAUCCUGACCAUGAUCGAGGGCAUUAAGACACCAGGAUCUACUCCAAUCUCAGGAACUCCACAGCCAUCGCCGAUGGUAGAAAGAUACACUAUGCACAACACAGACCCACCAAAGCCUCCUCCCGCACCGCCGAUAAAAGCACACCCAAGUCCUCUUGUAGACAUGUUCAAUGGACCUGCCACCCCGAAGGCCCCAGCCAAGACACAGAGAAACAGUCUGCAUCCAGAGUACAACAAUGGUGAUACUCUGCCCAGGUCUGUCUCUGUUGCGACUGGACUGAACGCGAUUAAAAAGCCAAAGGUGAAAACAAUCUUUCCACAUACUGCGGGGAAUAACGCCACUCUGCUCAGUUUCGAUGAAGGUGACAUCAUUAUUCUGCUUUUACCAGAGGAGAAAGAUGGAUGGCUAUAUGGAGAGCAUGAGAAGCUGAAGCAGAGAGGUUGGUUUCCAUCGUCGUACUGCCGACCUUACACGGAGCAAGCACAAGAGCAGAGCAAUUCUAUGCCAGUCCGGAGUAUUAGCAUAGCCAACCUGGCAGAGAAAGAGAAGGGGAACGUGGUACUGCCCCCUCCAGAUUACUUUGAGUCUUCACCAACGAGGGCUGUCCUCAACAAAAACGCAAAGACUUCCCCCGAGCACACAAGCCAGGAACCGAAUGGGAUUGGAAAGCCACCUUUUCUCGCCGGUGAAAAUCCAUUUGCGACCGUCAAACUUCGACCAACAGUAACCAAUGACAGGUCAGCGCCCAUCAUUUGAAGUUUCUGAGGAGUUCUACAGAUUGCAGUUUUUCGAAUGCUAUGUCUGCAUUCUAUAAAGUCUUCAAUCUUCUGCCGCCCAUAGAUCUCAGAGAGUUUAUUUAAGUAACUGUAAAACAAAUCCAAAGAGUUAUAUAUUUUUUAAAAUACUUGUGCUGCAAAUUGUAUAAGUAACAGAGCAUUCUGCAUUUUCAGUACUGUGCUGUGUUUAAGAAACAAAAAAUGAAUGCAGUCAGAAUACAUUAUUUCAAAGUUCUAAAGUUGUUGUUCUUUUGCCAUAGGAUGAUACACACUUUUACUUGGUACAUACGUUGAUAAAAUAUUGUUUAGUUUCUUUCAGAAACAAUCCUGGAUAUGAAUAUACAGUAGCUUUACACCUGGUGUUCACAGUACAUAGCUUUGGCAUCACUGUUGCCAUACUCAGUGUUUCCUUACUCAUUUUUGUUUGAGAUGCUUAACAUGUCCAUACAACUUUCUUUUAAUAUACAGCAAUGGCCAAAAGUUGUGCAUAACCCUAUAUAAGUAACUAAUCUUGCUUCAUAAAGGUGAAUGAAACUUCCUAGGUGAUGCAAGAUUUUUAGCCAUAGCUGUAUAUUUAAAUUAAUUUUACCAAAGAAAAAAGCAUCUGUAUAAUAAUGUUUUGUUAUUGGUACAAUAUUUUUUUAUU
Polyodon spathula (Mississippi paddlefish) is the source of this 2304-nucleotide messenger RNA. RefSeq names its product brain-specific angiogenesis inhibitor 1-associated protein 2-like protein 1. Lineage: Eukaryota; Metazoa; Chordata; Actinopteri; Acipenseriformes; Polyodontidae. The transcript is spliced from 13 exons. The coding region runs from base 244 to 1638 and encodes 464 amino acids. Gene Ontology annotation, molecular function: protein binding. The record is from RefSeq and is a predicted model, not a curated record. Gene Ontology annotation, biological process: actin crosslink formation; positive regulation of actin filament polymerization; plasma membrane organization. Gene Ontology annotation, cellular component: cytosol; nucleoplasm.